Molecule: messenger RNA, 606 nt
Organism: Maylandia zebra (zebra mbuna)
Lineage: Eukaryota; Metazoa; Chordata; Actinopteri; Cichliformes; Cichlidae
Source: RefSeq, a predicted model, not a curated record
AUGAUGGUUACAUUUAGAUGGAUAGAAAUGUUUCUGUUCUUUAUACUCAUGCUUCAGUUUGGAGGAGUAAAUAGUGGAGAUCUUCCACUCUCCUUCACUGUCAGAGAUGGAGAUAAAGUCACUUUGCCUUGUGAAACUCUCAUCAACAACCAUCACAACUGUGACACUACUGUCUGGCUCUUCACUGAUUCAAGAGGCACACCAGCAGUAGAGCUGGUUUAUCUUGGACAAAUCAAAGAACAGAAAUCAGACAGACUGAGUGUUACAGCAGAAUGCUCACUGGUUAUAAAGAAGGUCACAGCUGAGGAUGUUGGUCGUUACACCUGCAGACAGUUUAGAGGCAAUCCAGGGAGACCGCAAGGUCCAGAUGCUGUGGUUUAUCUGUCUGUUGUUAGCAGUGAGAAAUCAAAUACUGCAACAACAAUAAAAUCAGAAACUACAACUGGAAACACAACAAAAGAGCUGGAAAUCAUGGAUGAUUCAACAAAAUUACAAGGCUCAUGCUGGUACAGGCUCAUCAUAGUGCCUCUGGGUUUAGCAGCACUUAUAGCAGCUGUUGUGGUCAUCAACAUCUGGACAAGAACUGGUGAGAAUGUUCACACAUAA